Molecule: messenger RNA, 258 nt
Organism: Cutaneotrichosporon cavernicola
Lineage: Eukaryota; Fungi; Basidiomycota; Tremellomycetes; Trichosporonales; Trichosporonaceae
Gene: LSM6
Exons: 3
Coding region: 1-258 (85 amino acids)
Biological process (GO): mRNA splicing, via spliceosome; maturation of SSU-rRNA
Cellular component (GO): U6 snRNP; P-body; U4/U6 x U5 tri-snRNP complex
Molecular function (GO): RNA binding
Source: RefSeq, a predicted model, not a curated record
AUGGACUCCUCCCCACCCCCAGAGGGUACGUUUGGCUCUCCAUCCGACUUUCUCAAGAACAUUGUUGGCAAGAAGGUCAAGGUCCGCAUCGCCAGCGGCAUCGACUACCAUGGCACCCUCUCCUGCCUCGACGGAUACAUGAACGUCGCCCUCGAGGACACGGAGGAGUACGCCCACGGCCGCCUGACGGCAAAAUACGGCGACACGUUCCUGCGCGGCAACAACGUGCUCUACAUCUCGGCACUCGAGGACUUGUAA